UCACUUUCGAUCUUUCUGUCGAAUUUCAACAUGAUUAAUAAAUGCGUUGAUAACUGGAAGACCGUCAAAGUUACGGUUAAUAGAGUUUGAAAUUAAUUCAUUGAGAUAACAAAAUGAUCAUCUUCCCCAAAAAAUUAUUCACGAAAACAAUAAUAUUCAAACGAAGAAUUCACGACUGCCACGAUCGUACCUGUCAAGUACAGUAACGGACGCAAAUUGUUCUUACCGAGGUUCCAACCCUGAUGGUCAAGUGCCGGUCUCUGUAAUUUUUCUACAGUUUAUCAGUCAAGACGGGACAAUGUAUAAACAAAAAUAAAAAUUUAACUUUUACAGGUUUUUACCACAAUCUGACAUCGGUAUUCGAAUAUCCAAGCGAAUGCGCUUUUUUGAAUUAUAUGUUGAAUUUGCGAUGAAACUUUUUCAUCUGAUAUUCUACUGCCUCUGCCAAUACGCGAUUUACGCGAGGAACAAUGUUAUUGACGAAAUCAUUCCUUCAAAAACUCUGGUCUGGGGCCCUGGUCUCUAUCCUGACAAAAUUGUGAUGCGAGCUCGUUACAUAUUCUUACAGCUACGGGAUCAGAAUGAGAAGAACUCAUCAAUAUCUGCAGGAGAAGAAGUUAUAUCUGCCCAGAUCCAAGGGGAAACUCUUACCGGAAGCCCGUGUCAUAUUUGGAAACAAAUUUUAGAUCGUAAGGAUGGGAGUUUUAUUGUACGAUACAAGCUUUACCAGACAUGCAUGAAUCUUCAAAUUGUAAUCAGGGUAAAAAACGAAGAUGUGCCUGCAUCGCCAUUAAUUUUUGCUGGCCCUGUGUAUGAGGAAGAAUGUUAUUGCCCAAAUGAGGAUAUCAAUGAUUGGUUAGAGAAAAAUCAAUGCCCGCUUAACUACAGUCAAAUACAGGCAGAUCUACAACCUUUUUUCAGUUUAGAUUUCGACGCAAUUAGAAAAGAUAUUAUAAAAAAGUUUGAUCGCCCUUAUAGCGUCAGUAUAUGUCAUUACGUUGUUAAACUAAACAAGAUUUACAGACAAUGCUAUGGACAACAUGUUGGCUUCAAGACAUUUAUGGAUGCAAUUUUAUUGUCCUUGGCAAGAAAAUUUGUCAUACCUGACAUAGAGCUCUUUGUCAAUCUGGGUGAUUGGCCUCUAGUUUCAAACACUGAAAAAACUUACCCCAUUUUCUCAUGGUGUGGAUCUGAUGACUCCAAAGACAUAGCUAUGCCUUCUUACGACCUGACUGAAUCAACCCUAGAGAAUAUGGGGAGGGUGAUGCUAGACAUGCUAUCUGUACAGGGUAAUACAAAGUUACCAUGGCUUGCUAAGGUAGAAAAAGCGUUUUGGCGCGGUCGUGAUUCUUGUCGAGAACGGCUGGAUUUGAUAGAUAUAGCUCGAAAACAUCCCGAUUUGAUAAACGCGUCCAUUACAAAUUUUUUCUUUUUCAAGAAUGAAAUUGAUAAGUACGGACCAAGGGAAAAUCACACUUCCUUUUUCAAUUUUUUUGAUUACAAAUAUCAAUUGAAUAUCGACGGCUCAGUGGCAGCUUACAGAUUCCCUUAUCUCCUUGCUGGUGACUCCUUGGUAUUCAAACAGGAAUCAAAGUACUACGAAUUUUUUUACAAGCAACUCCGACCAUAUGAACAUUAUAUUCCGAUUAAAAAGGACCUGACAGAUCUUGUAGAGAAAAUAAGAUGGGCAAAACAACAUGACAAUAUUGCAUACAAAGUAUCUCGCAAUGGACAAUUAUUUGCCAGAGAUAAUUUGAUGCCACAAAACAUAUUUUGCUAUCAUGCUGUUUUGUUCAAGGAAUGGAGUAAUCGUCUAAAAAGUAAAGUAGUUCGACUGGCUGGUAUGGAAGAGGUACCGCAACCUGAGAGUUCUUGUAAAUGUCAUCGAAUAAAUGCGAUGGGCUCUAAAGAAGAGCUUUAGCAGUUUUAUCAUCUUAAAACAUGGAGUGAUCAUUAGGCAUUUAUUCAAUAUAAAAAUUAUGCAGGGAAAAGUGCUUCAUGAAUUUUUCGUCUAAAAAAGUAUUGCCAAACUUUGAUAUAUGAUGCCAAAUUUUACAACUGAAGUCGUCAGUAGGUCCCACUUCGAAAUGGUCCAUAUUCUAGCUUAUUUUUAAUUCAACUUGAAGAUUUUCAUUAUAUUUUUUUUUUGUUACGUUAAAGUGAUAUAGUGGUCCCAUAGAUGUAAAGGGCAUCAUUUUCGUAAUUCGAUUAAAGAUGUCAAUGUCUGAAUAGGCUCAAGAGAUUUUUCGAAUGUCUAAAUUGAGUUUGUACUUCAAAAUGUGUACCAAAAAUUUAAACCUACUUUUGCAUUUAUUAAAAAUAUGCUUAUUCAAUUCACACAAAUAGAUUGGGUCUUUAUGAUUCCUAGUGGCACAUCAUUUUUCGAACUAAAAGCGCGAGAGCUAUAAAAUUAAUUUCGGAAAGGAUAAUUUUGUUUAAUGCUGACUUUUUAUUAUUAAGAGUUUGAUCGUUACAAAGUUUUAACAGUAACGUUUUUAUAUUUAAUUGUCGUAGAACCUCGAUUAUCCGAGCUAUUUUGAACCUAAUUUACGUGAAAUAAUCGAAGAACGCGAAUUAUACGAUAAAGAAAUAACGGUACGUUUCAGCAAAUCUUAUUACAACCCCAAGACGAGCUCAAAUAAUCCCGAAUUAGAGGGAUGUAGGCUCGGAUAAUCGAGAUUGUACUGUAAUUAAUAUUUAAUACUAAUGUGCUUGCCAUUACUUAUCAUAUGUAUUUUACACUAAUGUAAUAUGGAUAAUACAUAAAAAAUGUUGAAAUCUUUUGAAUAA
Neodiprion virginianus is the source of this 2790-nucleotide messenger RNA. Its product is annotated as protein O-glucosyltransferase 2-like. Gene Ontology annotation, cellular component: endomembrane system. The coding region runs from base 377 to 1921 and encodes 514 amino acids. Lineage: Eukaryota; Metazoa; Arthropoda; Insecta; Hymenoptera; Diprionidae. The record is from RefSeq and is a predicted model, not a curated record. The transcript has 8 exons. Gene Ontology annotation, molecular function: glucosyltransferase activity.